AUGGAAGUGGUCAACAAUGUUACUGAAUUUAUAUUUCUAGGACUUUCCCAAGAUCCUGGAAUGCAGCUGAUGUUUUUUCCUCUAUUCCUUUUCUUCUACAUGGUGAUCAUGGUGGGAAACCUGCUUAUUUUGCUUAUGGUCUUUUCUGAUCCCCAGCUUCAAACACCCAUGUACUUCUUCCUUAGUAACCUGUCCUUUGUGGACCUUGCCUACUCCUCAGCCACAGCACCCAAGAUGAUUGCAGACUUUGUGUCUGAGAAAAAGAUUAUUUCCUACUGGGGUUGUGUAACCCAGAUGUUUACCUUCCACUUUUUUGGUUGUGCUGAGAUUUUUGUGUUGACUGUCAUGGCUUUUGACCGUUAUGCCGCCAUCUGCCAACCUCUCCGUUAUACCACCAUCAUGAGUGCCAAUGCCUGCACUAUGCUAGCAUCACUAUCCUGGUUAGGAGCCCUGGCUCACUCCUUUGUUCAGACCCUCCUGACGUUCCAACUGCCCUUCUGCAAUGCUCAGGUAAUUGACCACUACUUUUGUGAUGUCCACCCAGUUCUAAAACUUGCCUGUGCUGACACAACCCUGGUAAAUAUGCUGGUGAUUGCCAAUAGUGGUCUCAUUUCUCUGGGAUGUUUCCUCAUCCUCCUGGCCUCCUACACAGUCAUUUUAUUUAGUCUUCAGAAGCGGUCUGCUGAGAGCCGGCGCAAGGCUCUCUCUACCUGCGGGUCUCAUUUCACCGUAGUAACUUUCUUCUUUGUCCCUUGUAUCUUUAUUUACCUCCGCCCAUCCACAACUUUCCCACUGGAUAAAGCUGUGUCUGUGUUCUAUACCACAAUCACCCCAAUGCUAAACCCACUGAUCUAUACUCUGAGGAAUGAGGAUGUAAAGAAUGCCAUGAGACGGCUAUGGUGUCGCCAGGUCUCCUUGAAGGAAAAGCAGAAGGGAUAGUUUGUCAGAAUUGCAAAAUCAGAGAAUUGAUACAUUCAAUGGUUCUUGUUAAUACCUUUAAGGAAUAAUCUCCAAAAUUCAACUAUGUCAUACUUUUCAUUUAAAAGGGAAUACUUUGAGGCGACUUCAUUUUUCUGCCUUUCCGCAGGCUAAAUUUAAACCUUUCCAUACUGGCAAGGUUUAUCCUCUUUUACUUCUAGAGUAGGAGAGUAAACACUCCCUCUCCUGUCUCAUUUAACUGCUU
Molecule: messenger RNA, 1183 nt
Organism: Sus scrofa (pig)
Lineage: Eukaryota; Metazoa; Chordata; Mammalia; Artiodactyla; Suidae
Source: RefSeq, a predicted model, not a curated record